Clonostachys rhizophaga is the source of this 768-nucleotide messenger RNA. The record is from the annotation of a GenBank genome assembly. Lineage: Eukaryota; Fungi; Ascomycota; Sordariomycetes; Hypocreales; Bionectriaceae.
AUGGCGCUGCCUUUGGCAGGCAAGCAUUGUGCCAUUGUUGGUGCCACCGGCAUCAUUGGCACCAGCCUCGCAAAGGCUUUUGCUGGCCACGGCGCGGUCCUCACCUUGCUCAGCCGCUCCGUCCUAGAGGCCAAGCCGUCGUUUGAGAAGGAGCUGCGCAAACCACCAACCAGCACGGCGGACAAACUACCUUCCGGCCACAGGUAUAUCAAGCUUGAUGUAUGCCAGCCUGACAAUGUCGCAGCAGCUUUUCGCGGUCAGGAGAACAAGGACCAGGCAGUUGGGCCAGUCGAUAUCCUGAUUAAUUGCGCUGGCAUAUCACAAACCACCCUAUUCAAGAGAACACCAGAUGAAGAGAUUCGUAGUGUUCUAGACACAAACUUGCUAGCUACGAUGCUAGCAUGCAAGCAUGCCAAAGUCCAGCCGAAUGGCUGUAUAAUCAAUGUAUCAAGCCUCAUGGCUAUGAAGGGAGCUGUCGGAGCCACAGUAUAUGCCGCUUCUAAAGCAGGUGUAGUAGGCUUUACAAGAGCCUUAUGUCUCGAAAUGUCUGCGCGCUCUAUCCGCGUCAAUGCCCUUCUCCCCGGAUGGGUCGACAGCCCAAUGUGGAACAAAUUGAAGCCAGAUAUAAAGAAAGAAUACCUCCAGGCAACUCCUCUGAAGCGGGUAGCAAGCCCUGAGGAGGUGGCUGAUGCUGCAGUGUUUCUAGCAACUAAUCAGUUUGCAAAUAACUGUGUGCUGAAUCUCGACGGCGGCUUGAGCGCCUCAUAG